Molecule: messenger RNA, 378 nt
Organism: Adineta ricciae
Lineage: Eukaryota; Metazoa; Rotifera; Eurotatoria; Adinetida; Adinetidae
Source: the annotation of a GenBank genome assembly
AUGCCUGUCAUUUUAACGCAAAAUAUUGCUACUGAAUUAGGUCUUAUCAAUGGCAUAAAUGGAGUAUCUCGACAAUUAGUAUAUCACGAAGAUUGGGUAUUGACGCAAAAUUUAUUGGAAAUGUUUCCCAACAAUACAAAAUAUAUUCGUCGACCGAUAUAUGCUUUAAUUGAAAUAACUAAAUCCAAGAUUGAAUGUAAACUACAAGAUCUUGAAUCAAAACUUAUUCCAAUCCCAUUAGUUGAACAAACAUUUCGUAUCGAUGUUGCCGAUAUUCUUCCAAAAGACAAGAAACCAAAACCAAAUCAAAAGACAACCUUAUCUAUUAAAACGAGCUGCGUUACCACUUGUGCCUGCUUAUUGCAUUACAACGCAUAA